UGGUCAAACCUUGCAGUUUUAUUAACUUCAGAAGGAGGACAUUUCUAGACAGUAACGUUUCCGGACAAUGAGAACAACAGGAACACCAACACCAAAACCAGAUGGAUUCAUAUUUCUGUACAGUUGCGUUUAUUACAAUUGGAAUUACAAACAAACUCAUGGUGUGAAAAAAAACAAAACAAACAAAACGAAAUGCGCUUUUGAAUUUGGCACAGUUCAGUGCGUCUGUUAGGUAGAAGUGUUAAAAAAAACAUCCGCAAAUCGUAAAUAACAAACACGACCACCUUGAAUUAUUAAAAAAAAAAAAAAAAAAAAAGUAUAAUCGCAUUUAAUUAUAUAUGUUUGCAUUAGAGGAAAGAACACCGGUAGUUCUCUUAAAAUCGUAUUAAAAAAAGUUUUUUUUUUUUUUAAUUAUUUUUUUUUUUUGUUUUUUUUUUCAAGCCCGAACAAAAAAUAAAAAGCUUGCAAAAUAAAGUUAAAUACAUUUGAAAUAUUUGCGAGUUCCAGGGUUGGUUUAUGUAUUAAUUUCUAGCCUCGAAAGAUGGAUUGAAACAGGAGUGCUAGCAUGACAGCUGAAUUGUAUGUGUUGUAGUGCAAAUAUUAUGAUUAUUGUUAUGAUUAUUUUUAUUAUCAGCUUAGCUGCCGGCUCCCGGCUGUUGUUACGCGGCAAAGCGAGACAUUUUUCGGUUUACACAACAAACUGAAAAUAACAGCUCAGCACGUUUUGGACUUUUGACACCUAAUAACACUUUUAAAACAACAUGCAUAAUGCCUACGGCAUCGCUGAUCCGCAGAGCAGAAGAGACUGAGUGAAGUGUGUACAGGUGGAAAACUGAACGAAGGUGGGAUAGGACCAGCAACAAGAUUAAUAAUAUGAACAGUAACGCCAUGGAGAACCAAGCCCCCGAACAGUUUCACGACGACGUGAGGAAAUGGGGUUACCUCCGAAAGCAGAAAUCCAUGCACAAGCGCUACUUUGUGCUCAGGGGGCCCUCGGAGAGGGGUCCGGCCCGGCUGGAAUAUUACGAAAACGAGAAAAAAUUCCGGGCCAAGGCUCCCGUCCCUAAAAAAGCCCUCAACUUGGAGACUUGUUUUAAUAUCAACAAGCGGGCCGACUCGAAGAACAAGCACCUGAUCGUGGUGUACACGCGGGAGGAGAGCUUCUGCAUCGCGGCAGACAGCGAGGAGGAGCAGGAGGGGUGGUACGAGGCCAUGGUGAAACUUCAGUGCCAGCGUAAGGCCCAGGUGGAGAGCCCGGAGUACAGACUGGUCGUGGAGGCUCCUGGUCCCGCUUUCAAAGAGGUCUGGCAGGUCAAAGUGUGGCCGAAAGGCCUGGGCCAGUCCAAGAACCUGGUGGGGAUCUACCGGCUGUGCCUGACCGAGAAGACGGUCAACUUCGUCAAGCUGAACUCGGACGCGGCCGCCGUGGUCCUGCAGCUCCUGAACGUGCGCAGGUGCGGGCACUCGGAGAACUUCUUCUUCGUGGAAGUGGGGCGCUCCGCUGUGACGGGCCCCGGGGAGUUCUGGAUGCAGGUGGAAGACUCGGUGGUCGCCCAGAACAUGCACGAAACCCUCCUGGAAGCCAUGAAGUCCUUGAGCGAGGAGUUCCGACAGAGAAGCAAGAGCCAGUCCUCCUCGAGCUCGUCCAACCCCAUCACCGUCCCCUCGAGGAGGCACCACCCCAACCCUCCCCCGAGCCAGGUGGGCUUCCCCCGCCGCUCCCGCACCGACACCUCCAGCACCAGCAGCAACCCCUCCCCUACCCCGGCCCCCAAGAACGGCCACGCCGGCCCCCAAACCGAGGGAGCCAGCCCCACUGCCCCGGCUGUGAGAUCGGUCCGUCCCUCUGUGAAGACCCCUCCAAGCCUGGCGAAAUCCACCCCUUCCCCAGCCCCCAGCUCCGCUAGCCUGUCCUCGAGUAGCGGACUUGGCUCUGAAUGUGCCUACGUCCGGAGUCUCUGUGCUGGGGGUGCGUCUGCGGCAGGGUUCCCCGGCGAUUUCGGAUCCUCUGACGAGUACGACUCUAGCCCCGGGGAGCACUCGCAAGACCGCAGUUUGACCUCCGACAUCCUGGGCGGUUAUCUCCCGCUAGGAGAGGCCAAUUACAUUGCCAUGGGGCGGCAGGAUGGGCGGAAUAGUGGCGCCGCCAAUGCGCUGCCGUCUCCACCGGCUCGGAGGGUGUUACGCCGGUCCUCCAGCCGGGAGAGCGAGGCCGAGCGGAGGCUGCUAAGCAAACGGGCCUCCCUGCCUCCCAUGUCCCUGGAGAAGCUGACCCCGGGCCUGCCUAGGAGGAGGGUCCCUCAGGACUUGGGAGCGGCAGGGGAGGAGGGAGAGGAGGACUAUGCGGUGAUGUCCCGCGGUGCCAGUCAGCCGUCCUUCGCUCUGCGCGGCGCGGGGGGGAGCUACCUGGACCUGCCUGGGAGCAAAUCUCAAGCCAGUGACUCCCAGCCGACGAGGGACAACGGCUACAUGCCCAUGCUGCCCGGCGUGGCCAACGGUGGCCAAGACGAGAGAGCAGCUGGAAAAGCCGUCAAGCUGGCCGACUACAUGGCCAUGACCCCCAACAACAGCGUCUCCCCUCCCCAUCAGAUCAACCCCCGGCCUUCCGAUGGGUACAUGAUGAUGUCCCCCAAUGGAAGCUGCUCCCCAGACCAGAAAGGGGGUAUCUGGGGUGGGCACUCGCUCGCUGGGGCUGGAGGGAGCAGCGUGGACAGCAAAGCCGGGAGCGACUACAUGAACAUGUCCCCCGUAAGCGGACGAUCCUCCUGCAGCACGCCCCCCGACGUUCUGCUCGCCGACCCCCCGAAGAUGGUCUUCUCCUACUACUCCCUCCCGCGUUCGUACAAGCACGCCGCCCCCGCGCGAUUCGAAGGAGGCACGCAGACCCCCACCACCACCACCACCACCACCACCAACAACAGCAACAACCCAGGCAGGUCUUGCAUCCUCUCCACCUUCUCCUCCUUCUCCAGCUCCGCCAGCAGCGACAGCCUGGGAGAGACGGAGGAGCGUCCCGUGAGGUCUUCCACUGGCGCCACGGGGAAAGAGGACAGCAGCGGGCAGAGGAAAGGCGGGCAGCGUUGCCGUCCCGCCAGCUUGUUCAUUGACGUGUCCAAAGCCAGCACUCUCCCUCGGGUCCGGGAGAACCCCCUCCCUCCAGAACCCAAGAGCCCAGGGGAGUACGUCAGCAUUGAGUUUCGCGGAGGUGCCAGCGGAGACUUGGGACCUUCAGUCAGGCUUCUGCGAAGACCUCCCUCGUGCCUAGCCGGCUACCACAACCAGCUUCAGCAAGACCCGCUGGGAUCGGAGUACGUCAGCAUGGACCUGGGCCCCCCGUUAGCCUUCCCGGGCUGCCCCGUGGUCCAGGAAAGGAGGCCGGUUCUGUUGAAGCCCAGCCCCCAAGCUGGUCUGGCCAGCGAACCCUGUCUGAGAGCCUUGCGACCGGAGUCGCCCACUUUCGGAGACUACACAGAAAUGGCUUUCAGCGCGGGCUCCCUCACUCCCAGAUCUGCCUCCCCCAAAGAGGAGCCGGCUGGGGACCAGGCCAACCUGGGGCAGGUCUUCCCCCUGCCCAAGUUGAGCCCCAGUCCGGAUCAGGGGGCGAAGGUAAUCUGGGCGGACUUGCGCCGGAGACACUGUUCUGAAACCUUUCUCCAGCAGCUCAACCCGCCGCCCCUGGUCUUUGCCGAUCACCCGCAGGUUGCCAAGUGCUUGGGUUUCGAGAGCGUCUGGGGAAAAGGGGACGCUGGCAGCGAGCCCAACUCCCAGUCCUGCCUGCUUCUCUACCCCUCUGCUGCAGCUCCUCCACCUCCACCUCCCGCCAGUGUCUCCAUGGAGCAAGGCCUGAACUACAUCGACCUGGAUCUGGCCAGUAAGGAGCUGGCCCACCCGGUUCUCGAAGGAGCAGCGUCCGGCCAGCCUACCCCUCCUCGGCUCUACUCCUCUCCCCUGUCUAACAGAGGGGCCCCUGCCUUGGCUGUCAACACCUACGCCAGCAUCGACUUCCACAAGUCGGAGGAGCUGCGGUCGAACCAGAGCAGCGGCAAGGAUGGCACAGAAUGUUGACAGUCUCUGAGAAUUCUGGGAUACCGCAGGAUUUGAGGAGCAGCCUUCACUUCAGCCCCGCCUCCUCAUCUGCAGCGACCAAUAGCAUGGCGAGGGGCUGCAGGCUUUAACAUCAUUGGAUGCCCAUUUGAGGUCCUGGUCACCCAAUCAGCAGUGUCUCUUACUUUUUUAAAAUCUGUUUCUUUUGGUUAAUUUAGCGGAGUGGAAAACUGCUCAACCAAUAGGAAGAUCCUUCAGAACGCCUGACAAGGACUCUCGGCCAAUCGGAACAGCGGUGUAAAAGUCUUGCUGUAAAGGAGAGCCAAUCAGAUUGGAGGGGAGGGGGAGUGGGAACUUUUUUUAGUUUUUUUUAAUUCUUUUGCCAGAAAAAAACCCAAAAAACUAAACAAUUAAUCAAAGAUGAUCGAAGUACUGGAGCUAAAUUCUCAAACUUAAUUCUCAAAGUGCCUCUUACUUUUACAGACUUUUUUUUUUUUGUAGUUUGAGAAAAUGGUCCUUAUUUAAUUUUUUUUCUCAAAUUUUAUAUAUAAAUAAAACUUUGGACAUUUCUUUGCAAAGAAAUAUCCGCCUUAAGUAUUUAAAAACUAAAAACAUUUAUCCAAACUGAAGAAGAAAAGCCUUUAUUUACUGUGUGUUGUGCCUCAAGCCAAGUCUCUGGGUUCUAGAACAUUCUAAGACUUUCCAGAAGGUUCCAGACUGUUCCCUCCUCGCAGACACAUUGGCUCAGAUUCGUUUGGCUGGUCGCUGAUCCAGGAUCCUCCUGCACCCUCUUGGAGAACACUGGGAAGCAAUCUGACCGCUGUAGCGUGCUUUGGAAAAGCCACAGUUAUCAGAUGUAAAAUAUUUGUCAAUCUUACCCCUGCCAUGCCAGGUGCAGGUCUGCCUUUCUGAUAGUCGGUACAGUGGCUCGGAUAAGCGAUCGAGCUCUGGGGUCGAGAAGAUGGAGAACAGCUCUGGCCAAAAGUUUUGCAUCACCUAGAAUUUUAGG
Messenger RNA from Polyodon spathula (Mississippi paddlefish), 5053 nucleotides. Its product is annotated as insulin receptor substrate 1-like. Lineage: Eukaryota; Metazoa; Chordata; Actinopteri; Acipenseriformes; Polyodontidae. Gene Ontology annotation, cellular component: plasma membrane; cytosol. Gene Ontology annotation, biological process: insulin receptor signaling pathway. Gene Ontology annotation, molecular function: insulin receptor binding; phosphatidylinositol 3-kinase binding. The record is from RefSeq and is a predicted model, not a curated record. The transcript has 4 exons. The coding region runs from base 874 to 4065 and encodes 1063 amino acids.